AUGCAGUGUGGUAUUCUGGAUUGGGUCCUAGAACAGAGAAAGGACAUUAGUGGGAAAGGCUGUGAAAUCCAAGGGAAGCAAAAGAAAGCAAGGAAGUACGCGACCAUGAAGCGAAUGCUUAGUCUCAGAGAUCAGAGACUCAAAGAAAAGGAUAGAUUAAAACCUAAAAAGAAAGAAAAGAAAGAUCCCGGCGCACUCAAGGAAAGAGAAGUCCCCCAACACCCUUCCUGCUUGUUCUUCCAAUAUAACACACAGCUGGGCCCGCCAUACCACAUCCUGGUAGAUACCAACUUUAUCAACUUCUCCAUUAAAGCCAAACUGGACUUGGUGCAAUCAAUGAUGGACUGUCUGUAUGCUAAGUGUAUCCCUUGUAUAACUGACUGUGUAAUGGCUGAAAUUGAGAAGUUGGGACAGAAGUAUCGAGUGGCUCUAAGGAUCGCCAAGGAUCCAAGAUUUGAACGAUUACCAUGCACUCACAAAGGAACCUAUGCAGAUGACUGCUUAGUACAGAGAGUGACUCAGCACAAGUGUUAUAUUGUGGCCACAGUUGACCGGGACCUUAAGCGAAGAAUCCGGAAGAUCCCUGGAGUUCCUAUCAUGUACAUUUCUAACCAUAGGUGA
Orycteropus afer afer is the source of this 621-nucleotide messenger RNA. It is a transcript of the gene FCF1, whose product is annotated as FCF1 rRNA-processing protein. The record is from RefSeq and is a predicted model, not a curated record. Gene Ontology annotation, cellular component: small-subunit processome; nucleolus. NCBI's taxonomy places the organism in Eukaryota, Metazoa, Chordata, Mammalia, Tubulidentata, Orycteropodidae.